Molecule: messenger RNA, 1770 nt
Organism: Anopheles cruzii
Lineage: Eukaryota; Metazoa; Arthropoda; Insecta; Diptera; Culicidae
Gene: Atg4a
Product: cysteine protease ATG4B
Exons: 5
Coding region: 363-1544 (393 amino acids)
Molecular function (GO): protein-phosphatidylethanolamide deconjugating activity
Source: RefSeq, a predicted model, not a curated record
AAAUUUCACUCGCAAGCAUCGUCGUCAUAAAAUUAGUGCUGACCGUUGCGGGGGGGUCUUUGUCAUCGCCUUCUGCGACGCUCAAUGGCCAGGAGAGCAAAAUACAAUCUGCGUUAUUAAUUCGUGUCCUAGUAACGCCUGCAGACCGUUCGUUUGCGUGCACGAUUUGCUAGUAUCCGGGUGACGUGACGUCGUUAGUUAGCAAACCUCGAUUAGCAAAGUGUGCAAUAUUUAGCCUUUGCUUCUAUUAAUUCUUCGCUCUCACUUAAAGUAACUUCGCCGGAGGUCAAAGGAACGAUCGUUGACUUGCUGACCCAUGCAUUAAUGUUGUUAUCUGCGUCGAAGGUGCAUUAAGCGAUAACAUGGACAUGCUCGAUGCAUAUGUUGGCUACGAGCUGGGAAGCUCUUCGGAGCCGGAUGAUAUUCCGAGGACGAACGAAAGCGUGUGGGUACUGGGGAAGCAGUAUCACGCCACCGAUGAUCUGGAAGCGAUUCGUCAGGAUGUACAAUCGAGGCUCUGGUGCACCUAUCGCCGGGGGUUUGUCCCAAUCGGUAACACACAGCUUACGACCGACAAAGGAUGGGGCUGCAUGCUGCGCUGUGGUCAAAUGGUACUUGCCGAGGCACUAACCGAGCUCCAUCUGGGACGCGAUUGGAAAUGGAGCACGGAAACGCGGAACACAACCUACCUGAAGAUCGUCAAUCGGUUCGAGGACAGCAAGCAGGCGCCGUUCUCGCUGCACCAGAUUGCCCUCAUGGGUGACUCUUCGGAGGAGAAGCGCAUCGGGGAAUGGUUCGGCCCGAACACGGUGGCACAGGUGCUAAAGAAGCUUGUGAAAUUUGACGACUGGUGUAGGUUAGUGAUACACGUUGCCCUGGACAAUACCCUAGCAACCGAUGAAAUUGUGGAACUGUGCACCAGUCAUCAGCGGACGGACCAGGACGGACCGGGAUGGGAGCCGUUGUUGUUGAUCGUCCCUCUGCGAUUAGGUUUAAGCGAAGUGAAUCCUAUCUACAUUGAGGGUCUGAAAACGUGUUUUCAGCUGCCCGGAAGCUGCGGCAUGAUUGGUGGACGCCCAAACCAAGCACUCUUCUUUAUCGGGUACGUUGGCGAGGAAGCGCUUUAUCUCGAUCCGCACACGGUUCAGCGUGUCGGGUGCGUCGGCGAGAAGGAGGAUAGCGGUGAACAAGAGCAAGACGAAACGUUCCACCAGCGUUACGCCAGUCGAAUCGCGUUCGGUGCGAUGGAUCCAUCGUUAGCGGUUUGCUUUCUGUGCGCCAGUCGGGCUGCCUUCGAUCAGUUGGUGGCUCAGUUCAAUGAACGGCUCAAUGGUGGGGGUUGCCAGCCACUGUUCGAGGUAACGAAAACCCGGCAAGCACCGUGGACACCGACGACGGUAUCGUCCGCAUCAUCGCGCAAGAACAGUGGACCAAUGGAGGCCUUCAAUGUGAUAUCUGCCACGGAAAUUCCCAACGAAGAGUUCGAAGAAGUGGAACCCCGUACCUUGGAUGACUCGGAUGAGGAGUUCGAGAUUAUUGCCUAACGGGAUCGCACCGGCGGCGGCGGAAUCGUAAGCCGACUGGCAGAAGCGGAGAGUCAAGACGGAGCUAUGGUAAACCACACAGCCACACGGUAACCACACUUGGGAUGGGUUUGCCAUCACCAGUGUACCGUUCUUACGCAAAUAGUGUCCCACAAAAAAGUUUUUAUGAAACCGUCAGGAUGUUUUGCUUAACAGACACAAUAAGACGAUAAGCUUAGAAGCGCAU